UCCCGGCGAAGCGCAGCCUCACCAGGACCGAGCGAGCGAGGGGGAGAGAGAGAAGAGGAGGGAGUGUGUGUGCGUGUCGGUGUGUGUAUGUGUGUGUGUGUGAUAGACGGAGAGAGAGAGAGAGAGAAAGCCAGUGCCAGAGCCAGAGAGAGGGGAAAGAUAAAGCAAACACAACCGGAACGAUAGACUUGUGCGUAAAAAAAAGUACUGGUCGGCUUUUUUUCCUCCUUUAUUCUUCAAUUUCAACCAGACUUUCUUUAAAAUCUCCUUCACCUGAAAACAACGAGUGCUUGGAUGAAGAGAAACCUAACGGUCAGUCAGUUGUACACCUGGAUUCAGUGAGCAUGUCCCGCCGGAAGCAGAGCAACCCCAGGCAGAUCAAACGUCCUCUGGAGGAUGGCCUGGAGGAAGAGGAGGAGGAAUGCGUCUCGGAGGAGAAUGAGCUCAUGGCCAAAGAAGAGUUCUCAGCGGAAGAGAACUUCUCUGCUGAGUUUGAAACCGAAAACAUGAGCUGUGAGGACAUGGAGUACUACUGCAACAAAGCGGGGCUUCCUCCUGUUCCUGCCGGCACUCAUGGGAACUUGUGUGACCAGAAAAAGUGUGCAGCUGGAUCAGAUGAGCGCAGCGCAGGAGAAGACGAAGGCAACCGAGAAGGAGGAGAGUCGGAGGUGAACGGGCAAGCUGAGAAGACCAGGGAUGCAGCCAUUGGCCCAGACGAAUGGGAUGGUCCAAGAGAGUUGGACACCUUUCAUAAGGAUGGCGAGCGUCGGAUCCAGAGUCGACAGCAGCUCCCCGUCGGCACAACGUGGGGACCCUUCGAAGGCAAAAUUGAAAUGGGCACGGACAACAACGCACUGAAGACGAAGAGCACAGUCCCGGUGGUGCUGAGCGCCGGCCCCAGGUGGCUGCUGGAUGUGACUUGGCAGGGAGCAGAAGACAACAAAAACAACUGCGUGGUGUACAGCAAAGGCGGGCAGCUGUGGUGCACCACAACCAAGAACAUGAUGGAGGGCGAGGAGCUGGUGGCGUUCGCCGUGGACUUUGACUCGCGCCUGCAGGCGGUCAACCACAUGUCCCUGAGCGAGGGCAUGUAUCCAGCCCGACUACUGGACAGCAUCCAGCUACUGCCGCAGCAGGCCGCCAUGGCCUCCAUCCUGCCCACAGCCAUCGUCAACAAGGACAUCUUCCCAUGCAAGGCUUGUGGGAUCUGGUUUCGGAGUGAGAGGAACCUGCAGGCCCACCUGAUGUACUACUGCAGCGGGAGGCAACGGGAAGCAGAGACUGCAGUGGAGGACAAUGACAGCGCUCACCACCAGACCCCCAGCCUCUGCCCCUUCCCACAGUGCAACAAGAGCUUUUCGGGGGCCCGAGCGCUGGAGAUGCAUUUAAGCACAGCACACAGUGGUGUCAAAAUGGAAGAGAGCCUCCCUCCUGGCACCAGCUUGAAAUGCACAAUCUGUAACUACACGGCAGAUUCUCUUAUUACAUUCCAGCAUCACAUCAUGUCUCACCUGUCACAGGCGGCCUUCAGAUGCAAUCACUGCCAUAUCAGCUUCCAGAGCCACAGGGAACUCUUACAGCAUCAGGACUUACAUGGGCACGGCAGCAAACUUCACAAGGAGGGCGACGCCACCGAGCAUUCCCCCAGGGGGCCGGAGGAAAGCCUCCUGCAGCAGCAGCAGCAGCAGCAGGCCCGCGCCGAGCUGGCCAAUAGGAAGGAGGCUCUGCUAGGAAGUCCCAAGGGAAGCCUCAACAAGGAGACCAGCACAGAUGGAGAGGCUGACAAGGCGGAGAAGAAGCCCAUGCUGUCAGCUCAGAAGGGAGAGUCCCACCCAGGCAGCAAAGCAAGCUUUUCUUACACCAGGAUCAAGUCGGAGCCCUCAAGCCCUCGACUGGCCUCCUCCCCUGUGCAGCACAACAUGCCGACGUUUCCCAUGGGCCCUUUCUUGUCUCAGUUUGCUUUCUCCCAAGAUAUCUCCGUGGUCCCUCAGGCUUCAGAGAUCCUGGCAAAAAUGUCUGAGCUGGUUCACAGGAGGCUGCGUCACGGUGGGAACAACUACCCCCCUGUCAUCUACAGUCCUCUCAUGCCCAAAGGGGCCACCUGUUUCGAAUGCAAUAUCACCUUCAGCAACCUGGACAACUACUUGGUCCACAAGAAGCACUACUGCAACAGCCGCUGGCAGCAUAUGGCCAAGUCCCCGGACUUCUCCGCCCUGUCAGAUAAAGUCCCCGAGGCGGUGAGCCCCAACAGCGGACACACCUCCAUCAGCAUGUUGUCCGGCUGCCAUCCCACCGAGGCAGACAACCACCUCAUGCAGUCAGCCUGCCUGAACUCUAACGUGCUGGACAUGAUCAACGCAGGGACCAAAGGUCCAGAGAAGGACCUGGCAGGGCAGGUGAAGAAGGUCUCAACCCCGACUGGGACGGAGGAGAGGCUGAAUGGAAAACAGAUAGAAGGCAAGAGUCCCAGUACAGGUCUGGUGGAGAGCGACAAUGACCCAAACAAAACCACCUGUGAUGCCUGCAAUAUCACCUUCAGCCGCCAUGAGACGUACAUGGUCCACAAGCAGUACUACUGCGCCACCCGCCAUGAUCCCCCAAUGAAGCGCAUGUCCAACAACAAGGUACCCUCCAUGCAGCGAACCAUGAGAACCCGAAAGCGCAGAAAGAUGUACGAGAUGUGUCUCCCCGAUCAGGACCACCAGAGGGCGGCACUGGGGCAGCCGGGUUUUCUUGGCGUUCCCCCCAUGAACCCUUGUACCUCCCAGGACACUGUAGAGAGCAUCGCUGAGCGCUUCCAUCCUCGCUGUGACAUCUUUCCGGGUAUGGUGCCCAAACAUCUGGAGGCCUCACUGACAGUCACGAAGCCUAUUUUGGCUCCCAAGUCCAGCACGGCGGAGCAGCAGGAGCUGGAUGCCCCCAUUGACCUCAGCAAAAAGUGUUCACCGCUCUCUGACAAGACAUGUAGCUCUCCUAAAAGACUUUUGGACUAUCACGAAUGUGCAGUGUGCAAGAUAAGUUUUAACAAGGUAGAGAACUACUUGGCGCACAAACAGAACUUUUGCCCUGCAACUGCCGCUGCCACUGCUGCUGCUGCUGCCGCCAAUGCAACUCCGCAACAACAGCCCCCCCAACAUCAGCAGGAGCUCAAUGACCCCGGCAACAGAGAGCCGUCCUUGUUCCCAGACGUCAAGACCGAAGUCAACAGCAGCCCGGACGGCGUCUUCGAAAAGAGCCCCACCAAAUGUGAUAAGAACGGUAACGGGAAGGUGAUGGUGCAGAACGGAGGCAUGUUCCCACCUCACCUGGCACCUGUGCCGGGACUCAAAUCCUUUCCUGACUCAUCAAAAGAGGAGUCCAAGAACAUGUUUCUGCCGCACUGUCUUUAUCCGGGAGCAAUAAAAAAGAUGAAAGGUCCGGACCAAAUAUCGCCGUAUUUUGGGAUAAAGUCCACUGACUAUGUGACGGGAGGGCCGGUAAUGUCGGGCGAAGCCGGUGAACAAGAGCAGCCCAGUGUGAACGGAGGGGGAGCAGGAGACACAGGAGCAACAAGAGAACAGAGCCAGACAGCGGCUGCUAACGGUUGCCCACACCCUGGCAAAGAGCCGUUGCCCCUCCUGCCUAAAAAUCGGAGCAUGGUGAUCGUGAAUGGAGGGCACAAGCCAGAGGAGCGCAGCGGCUCGGCGCCACAACAGGAGAACCAGCCCCAGCCAGACAGCCAGCCCCUCAACCCCUCACCAACAUGGGCGAUGGAGAACACGGCCGACUCCAAUGAGAACAUGUCGCCCUCUGCCAAGUCCCCCAAUGAGGAGGCCACGCCCACCGCCAAUAAAGGCGUCAACGGCUCGGGCAGCGGCAAGUACUGCCGCCUCUGUGACAUCCAGUUCAACAACCUGUCAAACUUUAUAACCCAUAAGAAGUUUUACUGCUCGUCACAUGCUGCAGAGCAUGUAAAAUAAGGGCGGACACCUUCUUUGACCCCGCCCCCCUCCUUGCGCCCCUCACACCUCUCUUCCCACCGCGUCCGAACUUUGACCCCUCCCUCCUUUUUCUUCUUUGUUUUUGGUACACUGUUGUGUCUGGAAUAGUGCAUCAUGCAGUGCUACUCGCUGCUUGUGGACAAUCAAGAGAAGAUUCUUCUUUGGUCAUUUUGAGACUUAAAAAUGCAAAACCAUUUGGUUGAAAAGGGAAAAAAAAAGAAUCAAGAAUAAUAUCGGUGCCAAUUUCUCAUUAAUUUAUUUUACAAUCAGUAUUAAUAGGAGUAGUGACUUUAAUUUAAAUUCAAAUGAAAUUUAUAUCAGAGUUGUUUGUAAUGUUAUUGUAUAGUCAUUCUUGUGUAGCACACAUAUUGUUUACACUGUAAUGUAGGAUCAAUGAAUCAAUAGACAACACAAAAAUGAUGAGAUGCAUUGUAGACACAAAAAUAGCUACUAAGGCACUUGUAUUCUUAUUUGCUGUACCACUUUGUGUAUACGCCCCGAAUGUGGACUGCAGACUUGUACCGAGGACUUGUUUGGCCUCUUAACUCCCCCGCGGCAGUGAAGAGCAGGCGCCAAGCUGCGUCUCACAUUUCGGCACAUACACACGGCUUUGCAUUCAUAUGUGGCUGUUUGUCUCCGUCUCUUUUCUUCGAAUCAGAUGUGGAUGUUUUCAUGAGGAUGGCAGCAUUCUUGUAUAGUACUCGUAUUUCUGUUUGAUGAUAACACUUUGUUCUCCCUUUUUAGAAUUUGCUCUCGAUGCAAUACUUUGUAAAAGAGGGAACCUUACUGAAAAGCAGUAUUACAAAAUGGGGAGUGUGCAUAUACUAUUUGUAACCCUGCUAGGGCGAAAAAAGACCUUGUACAAGAAUUAAGUUUAUUGUUGCCGAACAAGUCGGGUGGGAGGUCAGUGGGAAAACUGAUGAUCAUUCCAAUGUCCUGAUUAUGGGAGAAAAAUGUUUCUUAAAACGUUGUUGCUAUGCAUGUAUAUGGAUGGAAUUCAAUUCCAGAUCUGUUGGAAAUUUUUAUUUUGAUGUGGUGUCAUAAUUAAACUUAAAUCCUCAGGAUACACAAGUGUGGUGGACUUCUUCGUGCGCGGCUCACCUUAGCGCCUCCAGUCAGAGAGUGGCUGAAAGAAGGAAUCGAAUCAGAGGUCUGCUGCUGAUCAAACUUAAUUAUAUCUGUGACAAAUGACUGGGACGCAGUCUACCGAGAACAUUGAGACUCUUAAGACAGAACGUGUGUGUGUGUGUGUGUGUGUGUGUGCCUGGCCUUUUAACGGAUCA
Molecule: messenger RNA, 5263 nt
Organism: Synchiropus splendidus (mandarinfish)
Lineage: Eukaryota; Metazoa; Chordata; Actinopteri; Syngnathiformes; Callionymidae
Gene: zfpm2a
Product: zinc finger protein, FOG family member 2a
Exons: 9
Coding region: 345-3959 (1204 amino acids)
Biological process (GO): cell differentiation; negative regulation of transcription by RNA polymerase II; heart development
Cellular component (GO): nucleus
Molecular function (GO): RNA polymerase II-specific DNA-binding transcription factor binding
Source: RefSeq, a predicted model, not a curated record